Molecule: messenger RNA, 999 nt
Organism: Suillus discolor
Lineage: Eukaryota; Fungi; Basidiomycota; Agaricomycetes; Boletales; Suillaceae
Exons: 2
Coding region: 211-825 (204 amino acids)
Biological process (GO): mycotoxin biosynthetic process
Source: RefSeq, a predicted model, not a curated record
ACAAGUUUGACUGUGAUGGGUCCGCCGGACAAUUGUGCAACCAGUCCAUAUGCGAGAUCCGUGAGGAUCUCUAACUUGACUGGGGUAAAGUAUUUUAGGGCUAUAGCAAACUAGUUGGCAGUGCUAAUCAUAUAUCAGCAGGAUCAUACCUGGGCUUAAUAAUAAUCAAGAACUUGCGUUACCACUAGUACCUUCAGGUGAUCAGUAUCCAUGAUGUCUCGCGUAGAACUGGCAGUUGGUUGGAUGUUCGGAAUGCUUACUAUACUUGCCACCAUGUGGCAUGCUAACAUCAGAAUGCAACCGGCAGAACAUCAAUCUAUAGAAUACACUUACGCUGGUGACGAUUACCCAUGGGAAUUUCCUGUCGAUCUCGCCCAUGAAGCCGUCGCGAUGACUCUUCACGAGAGUGUGCAUUUUGCUCUAAACGCAUCUGACACAGAAUCUCAACUGGAGUGGGAGACCCUCCCAAGUUGGCCAAAAAUAGCUGGUCUCACCCAUCUAGGACCAGAGCAGCGACCUUUCAUGCUGGUCUUCGGUCAUCAGCUUCAUUGUUUAUGGAUGCUGCAGGAAGCUCUCCUCGACUACGGCCGUGACGAACCCCUGACCGAUUAUCAUCACGCACAUCACCAUCACUGUCUCAAUUAUUUUAGGCAGACUCUUAUGUGUGAUUCUGCACAUACGUUGGAAAUGGGUGACUUUAUGAAAGUUGAUUACGAGAAGGAUAGAAUGGGGGACACAUUAGUGUGCAGGGACUGGAGUAAGGUCAUUUCUGUAUCUGAAGAGUACCACGAGAAGUGGUUGCAGUGGAGGACGCAUUGGGACUGAACUGACACACUACUUCGUACGCUUCAACCUGUUCACUGAAUGUAUCCGCAGAACUUAGUACUGUCUUAUAUUACGGAGUUGCAUAACCUAAGUUGUCUCAAGGGAAAAGCCCUGCCUGCAAAUUACUUAUGCGUCUUCCCAAUGUUAACUUUUUGGUAGAACAAUUCUUCUUUG